Molecule: messenger RNA, 2147 nt
Organism: Paramecium octaurelia
Lineage: Eukaryota; Ciliophora; Oligohymenophorea; Peniculida; Parameciidae
Source: the annotation of a GenBank genome assembly
AUGGAUUUUCCAAUUCAUCCUGGCAAAAAAAUAAAUGUGAUCUGUUUAAAAAAAACUAUGUACUGAAUGUUAGUACUACCAUGGGGGAGAUACGAAAUAAUAUCUCCCUUUUUAAAUAGUCCUUAAUAAACUAAAACUCAAAAGUGAAGAAUUUCAAUUUAAUAAAUAACAAUUGAGAGAAAAAUUCAUAUUUCCAGAUAUAAUCAAAAAAACUGAUUUUCUGUUAAUGGGAAUUUGGAAAGAUGUAAGAGAAUCAUUCUAAAAAAUUAAUGAAGGUAUUGAAGAUUAAGAUGCUGUAUAUUUGAAUUUAAUGAACUCUAAGCUAUCACCAUCAGAAUAUUCUUAUUCAGAUCUUGAAAUUUUUAUAAAUAUAUUAUAAACAGAUGAACUAAAUAACUGGAAUAAAUUAAAAUCCAAUUACUUUAAUUAAUUAUAAUAGGCGAUUUUGAUAUUGAAAUCAGAAGUAGAAAAAUUCAAACAAUUUAUAACCGAAUAAUUUUGGGGAAUUUUGGCAUAGACAAAAAAGUAAGAGUAUAAUGGUUUUAUGGAUGCCUAAUCUAAAUAUAAGAAAACUAAAUGUCAAAUAAUACACACGAAGUUUAAUGAAAUUUAGUAAUAAUGCAACGGUGAAAUUCUUUAGACGUAGAAAUUAAUAUUUAUAAUAGGACUAUAAUUUAUGAUUUACUAAAUAAGCCACAAAUAAUUAAAAAUCUAGAUGUUCUCAAGCACGUUCAUUGGAAAGGGGAAUUAGGGAAUGAUUACAAGAAAGUAGGCUUAUGGACAGCAGAAUGGAUGGCAAAACAAAUAGUUUCUUGUGGUUCGUACUCUUAAAAUGGAAUGAAAUACGGUUAUUGGAUAGAAAUGGUUAAAUAUUAUAAUCAAUAAGUUAAUCUUUUAGAAGUCAACGAAUAUGUGAAUAAUCUGAGGCAAGGGACAUGGAAGUAUUGCUAUAACCUUGAAUAUAUGUAUUAAUUUUGAUUAUUAAUUAAAGCGAAGGGGGAAAUUAUAAUGAAAAAGGAGAGAAGAGUGGAUUGGGAAAUGGAAAUUGUCUAAGUUUUCUCAAAAUGGAAAUUCAAAUUACUAAAAGCGAACUAGUAUUGCAAUUGGAUCAUAUGAUGGAGGAGAAAAAUCAUUGAAGAAUGGGGAGUGGACAGAAUUUAUUAUAGAGUUUCUUGAACAUAAAGGAAAAUAUGAAAAUUGGAUAAAGGUUGGCAGAUGGAAUAUGAGCACCCUUGAAGUACCAUCUGACAAAAAAGAUAUUUGAUUUUAAAGGAAAUAUCAUGGUUAAAUAUAUAGUAUCAUAACAUAUAGAGAAGGAUCGUAUAGAAUAGCAUUGGUGGACUUUGUAAAAAUGGAAUUGAAAUUGGAACAUGGUUAGAGGCUGAUAGCUAAAAAUUAACAAUUACUUAUGAGGGAAAAUAUAGGAACGGCAAAAAGUUGGUUUAUGGACUACUAAAUAUUGUGGGAAAAAUAUGUAUAUCUUUGAUAUUAAUAACAAUAUAAUUAGUGGCGGUGGAGUGUAUAGCGUUGAAGGAGAUGAAAUAAAAAUUGGGAAAUGGAUUGAAUUUGUAUUUGAAAUUGGAAAUGUGGCAUUUAUUUACAGUGGAGUGUAUCAAUAAGGGAAAAAGGUUGGUAAUUGGAAUUUCGGUUGUAAGGAUUUUAAAAGUAAGGAAAACUCGCUUACUCUAAUAUACGUACAUUAUCGAUAUACUUAGAGGUGGAGAGUCUAAUGACGAAAAAAGGAAAUGGUCUUAAGACUGGUUAUUGGUGUGAAUUGAAGUAGGGUUAUAAAUAUGAUAUUGUCAUUUACUAUUUGGGUUAAUAUAAAAAUGAUAAAAAAAUUGAAUGGUGGGAUAUAUUAGUGAAAGAAUCAUCAAAUGGAUAGUAUAAUAUUAAACAAAAUAUUUAUUCUAGUGAAAUAUAAUGUAAAGAACAUGAGUACAGAAAUAAUAAUAGAUUAUUUCUAGAAAUUCAAGGAUUUUCUGGGAAGACAUAAUAGAGUGAAAAUUUUGAUGCACAGAAUAAUCAAAAUUAAGAUUAGGAAUAAUAUAUUUUUAAGUAAAGCCUAAAUUUAUAAAAUAUUUAGAGGGGGAGGAUAAUAUGAUAAAUAGGGUCUUAAAAUAGGUUAGUGGCUUGUUUCGAAUUGA